AUGAAGAGCAAAUACUUAUGGCUGUUGAUUGCCCUGCUGUGUUACAGUAUCCAUGCUGAGAGUGUCUUCCAACCCACGCUGGUGUUGGAUGUUGCUAAACUUCUGCUGGAUAAUUACUGCUUUCCUGAAAACCUGGUGGGGAUGCGUGAAGCCAUUGAACAAGCCAUCAAGAAUGGGGAGAUCUUGGACAUUGCAGAUCCAAAACUUCUGGCAACUGUUCUGACAGCUGGGGUGCAAGGAGCUCUUAAUGACCCACGGCUGGAAAUCUCUUAUGAGCCUUCAGCUCCUGUUGCCCCUCGACAAGAAACAGAGUCUUCUCCGACACCAGAGCAGCUCUUAAAUCUCAUUCAACAUGCAGUGAAGUUUGAAGUGCUAGAUGAUAAUAUAGGCUACCUAAGGAUUGACUACAUAAUCGGAAAGGACGAUGUGGAGCAAGUAGGUGCUUUUCUGGUGGAAAAAAUAUGGAAGACCUUGAGGGGGACAUCAGCUCUGAUACUAGACCUGCGUUACGCCACUGGCGGCCAGGUUUCCGGCAUUCCUUUCAUUGUCUCCUACUUAUACAACGAGGACAAAGUUCUGCAUGUGGAUACUGUCUACAACCGGCCUUCCAAUACCACUGUGGAAAUCUGGACCUUGCCGAAGGUAUUGGGUGAGAGGUAUAGCAAAGAGAAAGAUGUAAUUUUGCUGACAAGUAAACAUACCACUGGGGUGGCUGAAGAUUUGGCCUACAUUCUCAAGCAAAUGCAUCGGGCCAUAAUAGUCGGGGAGCGAACAGCAGGAAGCUCGCUGGACAUCCAGAAGUUGCAGAUCGGUACUUCCCAGUUCUAUAUGACCGUUCCUGUAUCCCGUUCUGUGAGCCCCUUGAGCAGCAGUGGGCAAAGCUGGGAAGUCAACGGGGUGCCGCCAUGUGUAGCCACCUCAGCAGAACAAGCUCUGGCCAAAGCCCUUGCCAUUAUAUCGCUUCGCAAAGCUGUUCCCAGCAGUGUGAGCCAGUUGAUGGAUAUCUUGAAAAACAGCUACUCCAUGGUAGAGCGAGUGCCCACACUGCUGCAGCACCUCUCCACUUUUGACUAUGCUUCUAUUCUAUCCGUACAGGAUCUGGCUUCCAAGCUCAAUGCUGAAUUGCAGACCAUUUCAGAGGACCCACAGCUCUUCUUACGGGUCCCCAGCAUAGGUGAGGCUGCAGCGACAUCAGCCGAGGAGCAGAUUGCCAUGGCAACUGACCUGCCUGACAAUGAACAGCUCAUGAGAGCCCUGGUAGCGACUGUGUUCAAGGUGUCAGUACUACCAGGCAACGUGGGUUACAUGCGCUUCGAUGAGUUUGCAAAUGCUACAGUGCUGGUCAAGCUAGGGCCAUACCUGCUACACCAAGUCUGGGAGCCCCUGCAAGCCACUGACAAUCUGAUUAUUGACCUGCGUUACAAUCCUGGCGGCCCAUCUUCAACUGCGGUGCCAGUCUUGCUGUCUUAUUUUCAAGACCCCUCCGCUGGCCGUGUGCACUUUUUCACCACCUAUGACAGGCGCACAAACCAGACUCAGGUUCACAACAGCAGAGCUGAAAUGCUAGGCAAGCCCUAUGGGGCACGGCGCGGCAUCUAUCUGCUCACCAGCCACCAAACAGCUACAGCAGCGGAAGAGUUUGCCUACCUUAUGCAGUCCCUUGGCCGCGCCACCCUGGUGGGUGAGAUUACUGCAGGCCGUUUGUCCCACACGCGCACCUUCUGCAUCUUGAAGUCAGUGGAAGGAGCAGAUUGUGGACUCCUUGUCAAUGUCCCCAUCAUCACUUUCAUUGACAACCAUGGGGAAUACUGGCUUGGCAGCGGAGUGGUGCCUGAUGCUAUCGUACUGGCAGAUGAGGCUUUGGAAAAGGCAGAAGAAGUGUUAGAGUUCCAUAAGCAUAUGCAAACCCUGAUUGAAGGAGUUGGACAACUGCUUGAGGCUCACUACGCCAUACCAGAAAUGGCCAAACGAGUCCGCAGUACACUCAACGCUAAGUUAGCACAAGGGGGUUAUCGUACAGCGGUGGACUUUGAGACCCUUGCCUCUCAGCUAACCAGUGACCUUCAGGAAGCUUCUGGAGAUCAUCAGCUGCACAUCUUCCACAGUUACACUGAACCUUCUCCAGAGGAACAGCCUCCCAACAAGACUCCCACUCCUGAGGAGCUGAGUUACAUAAUUGAGGCUCUCUUCAAGGUGGAUGUGCUGCCAGGCAAUGUGGGAUAUCUGCGCUUUGACAUGAUGGCUGAAGCAGACACAGUGAAGACCAUUGGGCCCCAACUACUUCACAUGGUUUGGGACAAGCUGGUGGAGACUGAUGCUAUGAUUGUCGACAUGCGCUACAAUACUGGCAGUUACUCCGAUGCCGUGCCCAUCUUCUGCUCGUACUUCUUUGAUGCCGAGCCCCAGAAGCACCUGUACACAAUCUUUGACCGCAGCAACUCUCACAGCACAGAGCUGUGGACUUCACCGCAAGUCGCUGGCAAACGUUACGGCUCGUCGAAGGAUGUUUAUAUCCUAAUCAGCCAUGUGAGUGGCUCAGCGGCUGAAGCAUUCACUCGUUCUUUGAAAGACCUGCAUCGUGCCACAGUAAUUGGGGAACCCACUGUAGGGGGUUCACUCUCUGCAGGAAUUUACCACUUGAGUAAUACCCCACUGUAUGCCUCCAUUCCCAGCCAAGUGGUACUCAGUCCGGUCACCGGCAAAGUAUGGAGCUUGUCUGGGGUAGAACCACAUGUCACCACCCAGGCAGCGGAAGCCAUGGCUUCAGCCCAGAAUAUUAUUGCCUUGCGUGCCAAGCUGCCCAGUGUCCUGCAAACGGUGGGCAAAUUUGUGGCUGAUAAUUAUGCCUUUGCUGAUGUUGGGGCUACAGUUGCAACCAAACUCGCUGGAUAUGCCCACAAAGACACUUACAGAAAGAUCACUUCUCAGAUGGAACUUGCUGAAAAAAUGACCGCCGACCUAAAGACUCUUUCCGAAGAUCGGCACCUGACAAUUUCCUAUAUUCCUAACCAUUCAAAGGAUCACAUUCCAGGGAUUGUGCCAAUGCAGAUUCCUUCUCCAGAAAUGUUUGAAGAUCUCAUUAAAUUUUCUUUCCACACCAAUGUGUUUGAGAACAACAUUGGCUACUUGAGAUUUGAUAUGUUUGGAGACUGUGAAUUGUUGUCCCAAGUCUCUGAGCUGCUUGUGGAACAUGUCUGGAAGAAGAUUGUUCAUACUGAUGCAUUAAUCGUAGAUAUGAGAUACAAUAUAGGCGGCCCUACAUCCGCUGUAGCUGCUCUGUGCUCCUACUUUUUUGAUGAAGGACAACACAUUCUUCUGGACAAAGUCUACAACAGGCCAAAUGAUACAAUCACUGACAUGUGGACUCAUUCUCAGCUUACAGGCAUGAGAUAUGGCUUCAAUAAGGGCCUAGUCAUUCUGACCAGCUCUGUGACUGCCGGUGCUGCUGAAGAAUUUGUGUCCAUCAUGAAGAGAUUGGGUAGAGCCUUCAUCAUUGGACAGAAGACCAGUGGGGGAUGCCACUCACCUCAGACCUACCACGUCGAUGGCACUAAUCUCUAUAUCACCAUCCCUGUCUCUAGAUCAGUCAUUUCUACUGAUGAUGCCUGGGAGGGUGUGGGAGUGAGUCCUCACAUGGCGGUUCCCAGUGAGGUGGCACUCAUCAAAGCAAAAGAAGUACUCCGUACACACCUCCACAGUUCCAGCUAG
Molecule: messenger RNA, 3708 nt
Organism: Pogona vitticeps (central bearded dragon)
Lineage: Eukaryota; Metazoa; Chordata; Lepidosauria; Squamata; Agamidae
Gene: RBP3
Product: retinol binding protein 3
Biological process (GO): proteolysis
Cellular component (GO): cone matrix sheath
Molecular function (GO): serine-type peptidase activity; retinol binding
Source: RefSeq, a predicted model, not a curated record